AUGACUGACAAGAGAAAACAUCCGGAGGUGAGCACAAUUCCGACGACGCCUUUGGAGUUCAAAGUUCUGUCAUCUACAGGAAUAAUAAAGUGUGAUAUGGGUCAGGGUCGGAUCGGACUUGGUAUACUUGCCGCCCUUGAAAAUAUUCCGGCCAAGAAGUCCAAUUUCAGAUGCCGGAACCCAAUGGGAUAUGAAGCGGGUAAUUUGGAAGAAGAGAAUACAAUAGCUACUCUUCGUAAACCAGACAAAUCGUAUACAAAAGCUCACAUUGAAAUCAGAGAACAACCCUCCAUUUUUGACAUAUCACCUGCAAGGUUUGGGGACGAUGGUAUGAAGAUGCGUACGCCUUCUGAAUUUCUGAGUUCAUGUCAUUUAUGCAACAAAAGACUCAACGGCAGAGACAUAUACAUGUACAGGGGAGAGAAAGCUUUUUGUAGCCCAGAAUGUAGGAGCAGACAAAUAGGGAUGGAUGAAAGACGAGAGAAACACUGUAGCUCACAUGCAUCUUCGACUCCUUCAAAUGCCACAAGCCCUCACGUGUUGUUUGCUACCGGAAUUUUUGCAAUUUAG
This is a messenger RNA of Lactuca saligna, 570 nucleotides long. The record is from the annotation of a GenBank genome assembly. Lineage: Eukaryota; Viridiplantae; Streptophyta; Magnoliopsida; Asterales; Asteraceae.